Molecule: messenger RNA, 1559 nt
Organism: Liolophura sinensis
Lineage: Eukaryota; Metazoa; Mollusca; Polyplacophora; Chitonida; Chitonidae
Product: dynein light chain Tctex-type 5-B-like
Exons: 4
Coding region: 42-602 (186 amino acids)
Biological process (GO): microtubule-based movement
Cellular component (GO): cytoplasmic dynein complex; cytoplasm
Molecular function (GO): dynein intermediate chain binding
Source: RefSeq, a predicted model, not a curated record
AGAAGGGAGCACUUGUCAAGGUAGGGAAAACAGAAUCCUCGAUGGAAAAACAGAUGGCUGAUCGGGAUGUUGCAAGAGAUCGAGCUGCCAAACUGCUAGUAAAACGAGGAAGUGGAUCAUCAUUUUCUCAACAGGAAGCCAAACAAAACCAUGACAACCGUUUACCUGACAGGCAAAGAAAGCCAGGAUCAUUGAGUACAGUGUCAUUUAUUGAUGAACCACGAGAUGUUAAUAUUCACCCCUCUCUCAAGUUGGAAAACACAUACCAGCUGAAACCAAAGCAAAAAUUCUCAGAAUCUAUGGUGCACAAUAUACUGAAGGAAGUACUGGAAAGCUAUCUGGCAGAAGAAAAAUAUGAGCCAGAACUGUGUAAACAGAUGACAAAAACAAUAUCAGAGGUUGUGAAGGCCCGGGUGAAGGAAAUGAUAGUGCCAAGAUAUAAAGUCAUUUGCUUGGUACAUAUUGGACAGCUUACUGAUCAGGGGAUGAGAAUGGGAAGCCGCUGUCUUUGGGAUGCUGCGUAUGAUACCUUCUCCUCAUACGAGUUCCGCAACAACUCCAUCUAUGCUGUUGGCAUGGUAUUUGGAGUGUAUUAUGAAUAAUCCCAGCUAUACUUUACAUUUCACUUCUUGAUAUUGGCAUAAUUUAUACAUAAUCAAGUUGGUACAAACUUGUCUGAUUUUAUUCCUUAAUUAUAGCUCUGAAUGACAGGAUGCAUGAAAUGAAUGAUUGCAAGCAACGAAGCAUUUUAAUGGCUACUUCAUAUGGUGUAGGAAUUAUCGUGUGUGAGUACAUGUACAUCCAUGGAUCUGUCUUUUCCUUCUGCUUACAUUAAAAUGUGGUAAUGCAUUAUAAUGAGAUUAGUUUUGGUGCCAUAAAAAUGUUAAAUUGAUUGAUUUCAAUACGGGUAGUUUGAUUGCACUUUCAGAUGAAAGAAAAAAAUAAUAAUAAAAAAUUCAUCAUAUCGAAUUUCAAAGAUCUUUGUGGAAUACUUUGCAAAAGUUGUCCGGGAUGUCCGGGAAUCUGAACUGGAAAGCAUUGCUCAAUAGUAGGCCUUUAGUCAUGCUUAACUGUUUUAAAUUUGCACAUUCAUUUUUCUGAUAAAGUUGAGUAAACUUCUUUUCCUUAUUGUUUAAGUCAUACUAGUCUUGAGUUGACAAUAGAGACUAAUCUUCAUUGAUGCUUGGUAUGAAAACCAAUGCACUUGAAAAUAAAUGGUUUGUUAAAAAGAAGAAAAUAAAUAAACAGAAUUGUAUCUGAUGCACAUCAGAGUGAGACAAACCAAGGCUGUGCUAAAUUAUUUUUAUUGUACACUUUUUAAGUACCCACGACAGCAUAUGCUACACUGUACCUCUUAUCUACACUGUCUGCCAGCCAGUGAUGAUUGCUUACAUGUACAUGUAUUUACUGCGAAAGCUCUGAACAUUAACAAAGAAAUUGACUGAUAGUUAUAUAUCUCUAUGUAUGUCAUUUCACACUGUACCAAACUAUACGUUUUUAUUUCAGAUUUUUAUUACGCCAAAUGAUGCACGCCAUAAUUCUAAAUUAUUGUACAUUAA